Molecule: messenger RNA, 1110 nt
Organism: Bufo gargarizans (Asiatic toad)
Lineage: Eukaryota; Metazoa; Chordata; Amphibia; Anura; Bufonidae
Gene: TNFRSF18
Product: TNF receptor superfamily member 18
Exons: 6
Coding region: 40-795 (251 amino acids)
Biological process (GO): positive regulation of cell adhesion
Cellular component (GO): external side of plasma membrane
Molecular function (GO): protein binding
Source: RefSeq, a predicted model, not a curated record
GAGUGAUUCUCUCAGGAUACAGAGCAGGCUUCAUAUUUAAUGAAAAUGAGACUCACAUGGAAGAUGGGACCAUUGCUGACAGUGUGGUGUGUAUUACUGGAGGGCACUGCCAUAUUUGCUGCUGAGGAAUGCGCUAACAACAAUUACAAGGUGAACAUAAAUGGACUUUCCGUAUGCUGCCCGCCAUGUACACAAAGUGAAAAUGGCCAGACAUGUCCAGAUGCAAGCCAAAGAGAGAACGAAUGCCGUUGCAGUCAAGGCUAUGGCUGUGACUCUAGAAGUUGCACUAGAUGUGAAAAGUUGCCAAUCUGUCAGAGAUCUCAGCUGAAGAGAUUCGAAAAAGAGACCACAAUAUAUGAGUAUUAUUGUGAAAACUGUCCAAAGGGGACUUAUUUUGAAGUAGAAAAUGGAAUCUGCAAGCCUGGUGACAAGCAAAUCUUCACUACAGAAAGUAACAGAGAUGGAGCUUAUGGCCCUGUAUCUUCAACCCAGAAACCUGAAAGCAAAUUCAACACCACAGGCAUUUUUAUAGAACCUUCUUUGAAUAAUUGGACAGUGCUGGCAUUAUAUUUGGCCGUGGCUGUGUUUAUUCUCGUGUUAGUAACGGUCGCCAUUCACCUCCUCAUAUGGAAAAUGAAAGCCGCACCACUAUUGAAAAUUGCAGGAGACCAAUUCCAACCUCACCUCAUCCUUAAAAGGAACGCUAAGGAAGAUAUUGAUUCCUGGAGCUGUCAAUAUCCAGAAGAAGAACAUGGAGAACAUGGAAUUAGCCUAGCAGAGAAGCAAAAUGUGUAGUGGAUCAACUAAGAGAUCUUAACCGAGAGAAACUAAUUUCACAAAAGAAUGAUGUUAUUUAUUGUUUGAAUCUAAGUAAUGAUAACCAGUCUUUAAGGAGAUAUUCGGACCUCAAAAUGUUUAAUGUGCCAGAGGAGCAUUCUGGUACAGUGGAAUGUUGUAGAUACUAAGGUUAAAAAUAGACACUUGUGUCAUCAUGUAACAUAGUACAUAAGGCCGAAAAAAGAGAUUUGUCCAUCCAGUUCGGCCUGUUAUCCUGCAAGUUGAUCCAGAGGAAGGCAAAAAACAACAACUGUGAGGUAGAAGCCAAUUUUC